Molecule: messenger RNA, 1322 nt
Organism: Neoarius graeffei (lesser salmon catfish)
Lineage: Eukaryota; Metazoa; Chordata; Actinopteri; Siluriformes; Ariidae
Exons: 2
Coding region: 238-1317 (359 amino acids)
Source: RefSeq, a predicted model, not a curated record
UGCGUGGGGGCACGACUGAGAAUAAACCAGAUUGAUUUAACUCAUGUGGUUCGCUCUCUUCUUGUCCUCGGAGAUCUCCUGGUAACGCAUCUGAACAGCACGCAGCGCAAUCUUAACAUUCUGGAUUUACGGUGCUUCAUUGGGAUCAGAAAACGGCAGAUCCAAUAUGUUUGUGUUGAUCGACAGGUUUUGAGUGGGCAGUGAUUACGUUCUAGGAGACAGGUAAUCUUGCGACUGAUGGCAAGGUGGAGAUCACAUGUUGUCUGGGCACACCCAAGCUCUCGCUACUGGUGUGACACAAUUGUUCCUGAUUUCACCUCUCAUCAGGUCAUGCAGAAUCUCCGUGUGUCCCGAGAGUUGUCUGAGUAUAUCUCCAGUCGGGUGAGGCAUGUCUUGGGGAGAAGGAACACAAAUUACCAUUUGUGUGUCCCAAACCAGAAGCAGGUGGCUAUUGCCAUCUGGAAACUGGCCACUGGAGGUGAAUACAGGACCAUCAGCCAUCUUUUUGGAGUAGGCGUGAGCACUGUCUUUAAUUGCGUUCAGGAUUUCUGUAACACAGUCAUCAAGGUGCUGCUCCCUGCCCACAUUACAUGCCCUGAUGCUGAGAGGUUAGCGGAAAUGGCUGCUCUCUUUCAGAGUCAUUGGAGAGUGCCACAGUGUGUUGGUGCAAUAGAUGGAAGCCACAUUCCCAUUAUAGCACCAGAAGAGUAUCCCCGAGACUACUACAACUGGAAGGGAUGGCAUUCGGUUGUUCUGCAAGCAGUUGUAGAUGGCAGAGGUCUUUGCUGGGAUGUGUGUUUUGGCUUUCCAGGGAGUGUGCAUGACACAAGAGUCCUAAAACAGUCACAUUUGUGGGAAGUCCUAAGUGAUGGGGAAUUUCUAGGUCAAAGCAAACUGACCAUCUCUGGCUGUGAGGUUGGACAUUACCUGAUAGGUGAUCCAGCCUACCCCAUGCAGAACUGGCUGAUGAAACCCUUUUCUGACACUGGCAGAUUGACCCCUGAACAACACACCUACAAUUACAGACUCAGCAGUGCACGAUUGGUUGUGGAAAUGGCAUUUAGGAGAUUGAAAGGAUGGUGGAGGUGCCUACUAAAAAGAAAUGACUACAAGCUGGAACUGUGCAAGAAAAUGGCGCUGACCUGCUGUGUCCUUCAUAACAUCUGUGAGGAACAUGGCGACAAUUUCACUGAGGAGCACCAAGACAGACAUGCCAACAUCCAGCCUCCUCUUCAGGCAUUACCUGAACAUGGCAGUCAAAAAGGGGCUGACAUUAGAGCUGCUUUAAUGGCCUACUUUAACAGAGGGAACGAGUAAUUUGU